CUCCCGGGCGGCGGGGCAGGAAGCGCCGCCGGUCGCUCCGUCGCCAUGUCGUUGCUCUGCUACAACCGGGGCUGCGGCCAGCGCUUCGACCCCGAAACCAAUACGGAGGAUUCAUGCACAUAUCAUCCAGGUGUGCCAGUCUUUCAUGAUGCUCUCAAAGGUUGGUCAUGUUGUAAGAGAAGAACAACAGACUUUUCUGACUUCUUGAGCAUUGUGGGCUGUACAAAGGGUCUCCAUAACAGUGAGAAACCUCCUGAGCCUGUUAAACCAGAAGUCAAAACUACCUCUGAACGAAAGGAGCUAGCUGAACUGAAACCCAAAUUUCAAGAACACAUAAUUCAGGCACCAAAACCAUUGGAAACAAUUAAAAGGCCAAGCCCAGAUGAGCCAAUGACAAAUUUGCAGCUGAAAGUGUCAGCUUCCUUGAAGCAAGCACUAGAUAAACUGAAACUGUCAUCAGAAAAUGAAGAGAAAAAAGAGGAAGACAGUGAUGAAAUCAAGAUCGGGACGGCAUGUAAAAAUGCAGGCUGUUCAAAAACGUACGAAGGACCACACAGCACAGAAGAAAUAUGUAUAUACCAUUCUGGUGUACCUAUAUUCCAUGAAGGGAUGAAGUAUUGGAGCUGUUGUAAAAGAAAAACGUCUGACUUCAAUACAUUUUUAGCUCAAGAAGGCUGCACAACAGGAACACAUGUAUGGACUAAAAAGGAUGUGGGUAAGAAAGUAGUUCCAUGCAGGCAUGAUUGGCACCAGACUGGAGGAGAAGUGACUAUUUCUGUAUAUGCUAAAAACUCCGUUCCUGAUCUGAGCUACGUAGAAGCAAAUAGCACAAUGUUAAAUAUCCAUAUUGUAUUUGAAGGAGAAAAGGAAUUUCAUCGCAGUGUGAAAUUAUGGGGAGUAAUCGAUGUAAAGAGGAGUUAUGUGAACAUGACGGCUACAAAGAUUGAGCUUACUAUGAGAAAAGCAGAGCCCCUAUUAUGGGCAAGUCUGGAAUUACCGGUAUCCAACGCACAACAAAAAGAAGAGAAUUCAGAUCAAUAAUGAUUCCAAGAGUCAAGUUAUUUCCCAUUGUGAAGUGGUGACUUGCUACUGUAAUCAAAUAUUUAACUUUUAUAUAGAUUUUUUUUUUUUAUGCUAGAUCAUAUGUUCCAUUCUACAAAGAAAUUUAACGCACAGUAAAUGGGGGUGUAAACUUGAAGGGUAAUAGCUAUUUCUGCUCUUGCUCCCAUGAGUAUAUUUAUUCUAGUUGGAGUGUCUCCAUGAGGAUUUAGAGUAAAAGAGCUAUUGCCCUUUGCUUACAACCUUACCUACCAUGCACUGACUGUCCAAAUAGAUGUGUUCUCAGUCCACUGUGUGUGCUAAUCUUGCAAGUGUUCGGUUUAGACUGGAUCUACUGGGUAGCACAUGUUAAAUUCAGCACUGUUCAUUAUGAAGCAUACAGUAAUACAGACACAAAAAUCUGAGUUUAUGAAGUGAUUAGCAUGCAAUUCUACAUCUAGAAUAAACAGGUACAUAAACACAAAUAUGAAAGAACACUUGUAGACUUGCAUUUUUGUCUUCUGAAACUAAGGUUUGUUUCAAUACCUGUUGGCUGUGGAGGGAUGGAAUAAACGGUAUUUUGCUAAGGAUUUCAGUAUUUGCUGACUCUUUUUGCUGUCUUUCAUGUAUAAAGCAGGAGAUCAGCUUAAAAUAAGAACAAAGUUAGCAAGAGGGGAUUUCUUUUUUUUUAACUCCUGUACCUUUGAUAUUUGAAUUGUUAAAUAUGAAAGUGAAUGGACAGUGAAACGGCUGAAUAACUUAGCAUCUCAGCUGUGGAGAAUAUACAAACAGCAGACUAUUAUAAAAUUACCAAGGUGCUGUAUAUAUUUGACAGUCUUUAGAAUGUAUAUUCUGUCCUAUUCUACAACAUUCAAAAUUACAAAUCUUUUUUCAGAGUAGAUGGAUAUGUGUAGUAGGAGAAGCCAGUACACACUGUAGGUGUCUCAGGAAAAUUAUUUCCAUGUAGAUACGCAUUGCUCUUGUUUCUGAGGAUGGUAAUCCGAGAACUAAAUUUAGCUACAGGACAAAUCUUAGGAGAAACAAACAACAAGCUUUAAAAUGUCUGUCUCAAAUCAUAAUUGUACCUUUGAAUUAAAAUAUUUUAAAACUGUUAUUUCUUUUGAAUAGCAUAAGCAACGCACUGUAAUUAGAAAUCAAGACUUUAUUUUUGUUUUCAGUUCUCCAUCAGUAAAGAUUUGUGGCUGAAAACAGGAUAGUUUUAGAGAUGAGACUUUUAUCCAAGCAGUAACACAUGCAGUAACGUUGCUUUCUCUUUCUGCUUGAAAUAGUUUCUUAAUUUUGGGUUGAAGCUGAAAGAACAACAAUGUUUUCGUAUAUAAGUCAUGCAAAAUGUACACCAUUAUUUAUUGUGCCAAAACUUAUAUAUGUAAACAAGCAGUCCUGUGGACUGUUGAAAUGUGUGGAUGUUCAUCUACCUACCUUGGCAGACCUGGAGUAAUGCCAAGAGAAACACAGAGCGUAGUAAAGGCAUUCUGAAGUUAAAUACGGGUUUCUAAGAAUCUUACUGUUUUCCACCAGGUAUAAUUUGACUUGAGCUCACAGUUCUGUCUCUAGCAGUACUUGAAAUCCUACUUCAUGCUUAAAGUAGUAGGAACUACAUUACCAAAGAAACUAUCCCCAGACACCAAGAAAGUAACACCAGUGCUGUAUACAUGAAAUUUGUUUUGGUGCUUCUUUACCUUCAUUUCAAGAUCCUGUUUCCUCAUUGACUUGGAGGAAGUGUGGUUGCUUACUCCCUUGGGCCCAUCCUAAAAAUUCCAGCUCUAAGGUCUGCCUGAAAGAUUCUAUUAACCUCUAAUAAUGCCGCCUUUUUUUUUUUUUUUUUAAUUUUAAAUUUAAAUUAAGGUUUUGAAAACAUCAGGUGCUGUGAAGUCAUAGGGUACAAGCUUACAAAAAUAUAUGCCUGCAAAUGGUCCUCUCAAAUCUGAACAGUUGUUCCCUGAUGUGUUCUGAACCAACAAAUGGAGCUCUUGUUAGUAUAAUACUGAGAACAAUCACUUCAGUGGAUGAAAAAUUCUAGAUAGCUGUAGCUGCUAGCGUGCCAUAUGUGGUUUUGUAUGCAGAGCUGAACUUGGACAGCAAAAUGAGCAGCGCUUAAAUGCCAGGAUAAAGUUCUGAUUUAACAAGCAAGUUCAAACGUGUGUCUAUCCAUAUGGAUAUAUAAAUACCCUAAAUAUCUUAUGUUUUCCACAUUUUUUAACAUAUUUUCAAUUUAUUUGCAUCCUCACAUGCAGUAGGUUUACAUCAUUUAAAAUCCAUUUUAAAGAACUACGAGGGAAGUGGAAUUUCUUGGGAAAACAGAAUUUCAGUUUUUAAGCAAAUCGUAUUCUCCCUUAGUAUACUAAACGCUAAAUGGAGAUAAAUGUGGAUGAAUGGGCCUUCUGCUCUUAAUGCCGCAGGCUUUGGGACCCCGUAACUCUUUGUUAUACUCUUUCAAACUACGUUCUGCUGGUAGCUGAGUCAACUUGGCCAUGUGUAGAAGAAAGCUCCUGUAAACAUGGUCCUCAGUUUUGCUUUUGCUUUUUAUUCAUUCCUCCUGCUCUUUUCCUGUUGUUCAUAAUUUCAGCACAAAAUUAAAGAUACUUCAGGAGUUCCAUAAUGACUUUCCCCAUCAGUGGCAAUAAAACCACUUUUAAAAUUCACCUGUUUAAAGUAAGCAAUCAAACAAACAAACAAAACCCCAGCUUUGAUCGGGCAAGAAUGUAUAGGUUUUACAAAUAAUAGCCUAGUUUUCUAUGGCCUGUGAUGUUUUUCAAAAUAAAAGGAUAAACUUUCA
Molecule: messenger RNA, 3835 nt
Organism: Gymnogyps californianus (California condor)
Lineage: Eukaryota; Metazoa; Chordata; Aves; Accipitriformes; Cathartidae
Gene: CHORDC1
Product: cysteine and histidine rich domain containing 1
Exons: 11
Coding region: 46-1041 (331 amino acids)
Source: RefSeq, a predicted model, not a curated record